AUGGAGGAGGUUUGGGAUCGUUUGAAGUUGAAUGAGGAGAAUAUGCCGAUCGCUAUUAAUUUGGGGGAGGAGUUCUUGUCGAAGGCUAAACGUAGCUUGGUGGGGGAGAUCAUUGUCGAUAGAACAAUCGGGAAGGAGGUGGCACGUCGGACUAUGGAGAAGAUUUGGAGAGUCGGGAAACCUCUAGUGUUUCAUGAGUUCAGAGCCAAUUGUUUCAUUAUCACCUUCGUAAACCCUGGUGAUACGAAUCGAGUGCUGCGAGGUAAGCCUUGGCUCUUCGAUAACCAUUCAUUUAUUUUGAGAAUGUUCGAUGGAAUCACUCAACCUAAUAAAAUCAACUUUGAGGAGGAAGAAUUUUGGGUGCAGUUGCACAAUCUACCUUUAGCUUGUAUGAAUAAGAUAGUUAGGGAGCUGAUUGGGAGUUCUGUGGGGAAGGUUGUGGAUGUAGAUGUGAUUGAGGAUGGUAUCAUAUGGGAAAGUUACCUGAGGGUUCAUGUGUUUUGUGAUCUAAAGAAGGCGGUGGCUAUAGGUCGCACAGUUAACUUGUAA
Messenger RNA from Juglans regia (Persian walnut), 549 nucleotides. RefSeq lists its product as uncharacterized. The record is from RefSeq and is a predicted model, not a curated record. Lineage: Eukaryota; Viridiplantae; Streptophyta; Magnoliopsida; Fagales; Juglandaceae. Bases 1 to 549 code for a protein of 182 amino acids. The transcript has a single exon.